AUGUUACAAUCACAAAUCAUCAAUGUAUUACCUCGCAGAAUUUUAGCUGGAUUAUGGGCAACACAGGAAACCCGCAUUUCAUUGAACCACCUCGUACCUCAUAAAUCAGCGAAUGAAAAAAGUCAACAACAGCCUGCAGCUACAAGCUCAGCCUUUAUUUGUAACGAAUUGCCUGUGAGAUACACACAUAUCUUGAGACUACUAUCUACAUUAUCUCCAGACUCACUCCAAUCACCCAUCAUCCGGAAUGUUGCUCACAGCUAUCUGCGUGAUAUUUGCACACUAUUACAUCCCUCGCUCAAAGGCACAUCACCAAAAGCAAUUGCCAGAGUAUUCAAUAAUUUACGUCAAAGUCAGGCUACAAAUUUGAUUCGAUUAAAAUAUGCACUCUUAUCAAGCCCAACAGCUGCUUCUGCUACAUUAAUGGAAAACAUAAACACAAUUGGCCUUGGAAUUCAUCUCUUGCUUGAUCAACAUCUCUCGUGGGAUGCUCAGUCAAAUAAUCAUGCUCAAAAAACAUGUCCUCAGGAAAUUGCUCAUCAAGCAGUUUCUGACGCUAGAAAAUCAUUCGCAAAUGCAUUCGGCAAUGAUCGCAUCAUACCAGAUAUCGAGAUCAAACGAGAUACCAUGACCAACAGAAAACACAAAACGCCUGUCGAACAAGAAUUCACUUAUAUUCCUAACGUAUUGCACCGCAUACUCUACGAAUCUGCCUUAUUGUCCCUCAAAGCGCAAGCUAUCCAUGAUGAGGAUAUCAAUCGUGAUCUGAAUUGGUUUCAGCGUCAAUGGAGAAGCAAAUCAAGGAAUCUUCAGAAUAGACCCUUAUCACUGCGUAUUUUCGGUGGUCCAACAAGCAUCGGAUUCAGACUAGAUGCUGCUGCUCCACUGCUGGAAAGUGAUCUCCUGCCUGGUAUUCCUUGCGAUCCAAUUGGAAUCCCAACAUGUGGUCAUGUUCUGUCUUCUACAAGCGCUACCGAUGUUCAUUCUCCCAUGAUGGUUGAGUGGGAAUCACUCAGCGGUUGGCGAUCAGCAAAAGCGUUGGCUAGUCAUUGGGGAGGCAACCUGGAUGCCGUUACUGUGCAAGGCUUAGGAUCAACUAUUUAUUUAGCCUUGGAUCGAGACCCUUCUCUAUUGGAACGCUAUCCCUCUAGACAUGCACUUGCUGCUUCUGCUCAUAGUUUACUUCGUCACCAUAGACGCACAUCUGCUGUUGUUGCAUCUGUCGAUAGCAAUCUAUCUAUUCAAGCUGCAGCCACGCAAUUAGAUGCCUUUUUAUAUGCUAUAUCCGAUUCCCAACAAUCUACUUUCAACCCCACACCUCUCUAUCAUCAUCAUUCUGUAUCUCUCAGUGCAGCUGUUGGACAUGCUUAA
Molecule: messenger RNA, 1371 nt
Organism: Mucor velutinosus
Lineage: Eukaryota; Fungi; Mucoromycota; Mucoromycetes; Mucorales; Mucoraceae
Exons: 3
Coding region: 1-1371 (456 amino acids)
Biological process (GO): protein phosphorylation; regulation of glucose metabolic process
Cellular component (GO): mitochondrion
Molecular function (GO): pyruvate dehydrogenase (acetyl-transferring) kinase activity
Source: RefSeq, a predicted model, not a curated record